AUGACUGACUCCAAGUAUUUUACAACUACUAAGAAGGGUGAAAUCUUUGAACUAAAAUCCGAGUUGAACAAUGACAAGAAGGAAAAGAAGAAGGAAGCAGUGAAGAAGGUCAUCGCCAGCAUGACGGUGGGCAAAGAUGUAUCUGCGCUGUUUCCCGAUGUCGUCAAUUGCAUGCAAACAGAUAAUUUGGAGUUGAAAAAAUUGGUCUACUUGUAUUUAAUGAACUACGCCAAAUCGCAGCCGGAUAUGGCAAUAAUGGCUGUUAAUACUUUUGUGAAGGAUUGUGAGGAUUCCAACCCACUCAUACGUGCAUUAGCUGUGCGCACCAUGGGCUGCAUACGUGUUGAUAAAAUCACCGAAUACUUAUGCGAGCCACUACGCAAGUGCUUGAAAGACGAAGAUCCUUACGUGCGCAAAACCGCUGCUGUAUGCGUGGCCAAACUAUAUGAUAUCUCCUCCUCAAUGGUUGAGGACCAAGGCUUCUUGGAUCAGCUUAAGGAUCUACUCUCUGAUUCAAACCCCAUGGUUGUGGCUAACGCCGUUGCCGCGCUAAGUGAAAUCAAUGAGGCUAGUCAGUCUGGCCAACCGUUGGUUGAAAUGAAUUCAGUAACCAUCAAUAAAUUACUCACUGCACUUAAUGAGUGCACCGAAUGGGGACAAGUGUUUAUACUCGACUCGCUGGCCAACUAUAGUCCCAAAGAUGAGCGCGAGGCGCAGUCUAUUUGCGAACGUAUUACACCACGUUUAGCACACGCCAAUGCGGCAGUGGUUUUGAGUGCUGUAAAAGUGCUCAUGAAACUGUUGGAAAUGCUUUCAAAUGAUAGUGACUUCUGCGCAACGCUCACAAAGAAAUUAGCGCCACCAUUGGUUACGCUGCUCUCGUCAGAGCCUGAGGUGCAGUAUGUUGCUUUACGUAACAUUAAUUUGAUUGUGCAGAAACGGCCCGACAUACUUAAGCACGAGAUGAAAGUAUUCUUUGUCAAGUACAACGAUCCCAUUUACGUAAAAUUGGAAAAACUUGACAUCAUGAUACGUUUGGCUAAUCAAACCAACAUUGCCCAAGUGCUGAGCGAGCUGAAGGAGUACGCCACAGAGGUGGAUGUAGAUUUCGUGCGCAAAGCAGUACGUGCCAUCGGACGCUGCGCCAUCAAGGUUGAGCCGUCGGCUGAGCGCUGCGUUUCCACGCUACUCGAUUUGAUUCAAACCAAAGUCAACUACGUGGUACAAGAGGCAAUUGUCGUCAUCAAGGACAUCUUCCGCAAAUACCCGAACAAAUACGAGAGCAUUAUCAGCACAUUGUGCGAAAAUCUCGAUACGCUUGAUGAGCCCGAGGCACGUGCCUCUAUGGUCUGGAUCAUUGGCGAAUAUGCCGAACGGAUUGACAACGCCGACGAGCUGCUCGAUAGUUUCUUGGAAGGUUUCCAAGACGAAAAUGCGCAAGUGCAACUGCAACUGCUAACCGCCGUCGUCAAGCUGUUCUUGAAACGCCCUUCAGAUACACAAGAGUUGGUGCAGCAUGUGCUCUCAUUGGCCACGCAAGACUCCGAUAACCCUGACUUGCGUGAUCGCGGUUUUAUAUACUGGCGCCUGCUGUCCACCGAUCCAGCUGCGGCAAAAGAAGUUGUCUUGGCUGAUAAACCGUUGAUUUCGGAAGAAACUGAUUUGCUUGAACCUACGCUAUUGGACGAGCUGAUCUGUCACAUCAGCUCAUUGGCUAGUGUGUAUCACAAACCGCCCACAGCAUUUGUUGAGGGACGCGGUGCUGGCGUGCGCAAGUCGCUGCCAAAUCGUGCACCGGCAGCCGGCACGGCCGAGCCGGAAGCUGGUGGCGAAGCUAUGGUUAUACCGAAUCAGGAGUCGCUGAUUGGCGACUUGCUAUCUAUGGACAUUAAUGCGCCCGCCAUGCCUGCGGCUGCGCCAACCACCAGCAAUGUUGAUCUACUAGGCGGCGGUUUGGACAUUUUGCUUGGCGGCGGUCCAACCGAGCCCGCAGCUGGCGGCGCUAGUAGCUUGCUUGGCGACAUCUUCGGUCUGUCCGGCGGCCCUCUCACCGCAGGCGUGCAAAUACCGAAAAUUGUUUGGCUACCCGCCGAAAAGGGCAAGGGACUCGAAAUACAAGGCUCAUUCUCGCGUCGCAACGGUGAAAUCUUUAUGGAUAUGACACUAACCAACAAAGCUAUGCAGCCAAUGAGCGGUUUUGCCAUACAAUUGAACAAAAACAGCUUUGGCUUGAUGCCUGCCUCACCCAUGCAAGUGGCACCAUUGCCACCAAACCAAAGCACUGAAGCCACGCUGCCACUGGGCACACACGGUCCGGUGCAACGCAUGGAACCAUUGAAUAAUUUACAAGUUGCUGUCAAGAACAACAUAGACAUAUUCUAUUUUGCGUGCUUGGUGCAUGGUAAUGUGCUCUUUGCCGAGGACGGUCAGUUGGAUAAACGUGUGUUCUUGAACACCUGGAAGGAGAUACCCGCUGCCAAUGAGGUGCAAUACAGUCUAAGCGGUGUAAUUGGUACCACCGAUGGCAUUGCCUCGAAAAUGACCACCAACAAUGUAUUUACCAUUGCCAAGCGCAACGUGGAGGGUCAGGACAUGCUGUAUCAGUCUCUCAAAUUAACCAACAACAUUUGGGUGCUGCUCGAACUGAAACUGCAGCCGGGCAAUCCCGAUGCUACGCUCAGUCUUAAGUCGCGCUCGGUGGAGGUGGCGGCCAUGAUUUUCGCCGCCUACGAGGCCAUCAUACGCUCUCCAUAAGCAGUUGGGGUGUGGAAAUCAGCAGCAUUAACAACACUUGUUAAAAUUUAAUGCAUAAAAUAUGCCGGAUAUGCAACUAACUGUAUGCAAUCAUUCAAUUAAAAAGUUAUGCAAAUAUCGAAAUAUAAGUAUUCUAUUGCAGCGCAAAUCUAUUCCCCAAUUAUAA
This is a messenger RNA of Bactrocera tryoni, 2920 nucleotides long. It is a transcript of the gene AP-1-2beta, whose product is annotated as AP-1 complex subunit beta-1. Gene Ontology annotation, molecular function: clathrin binding. NCBI's taxonomy places the organism in Eukaryota, Metazoa, Arthropoda, Insecta, Diptera, Tephritidae. Bases 1 to 2754 code for a protein of 917 amino acids. Gene Ontology annotation, cellular component: membrane coat; clathrin adaptor complex. Gene Ontology annotation, biological process: intracellular protein transport; vesicle-mediated transport. The transcript has 6 exons. The record is from RefSeq and is a predicted model, not a curated record.